AUGUCGCUCUCCAUCCGCCACGGCCUCGUCUGCCUCCUUGCGGCCGGCGCCGGCGUCAGCGGCGUCGGCGCUGCGGCCAUCCACCACCGGCGCGACGCCAUCGACCACGACGCCGUCGUCGGCUUCCCCGAGACGGUGCCGGCCGGCGCGGUCGGCGAGCUCUACGAGAAGUUCAAGCCCUUCCUGAAGGUCGAGUCCGGCUGCGUCCCCUUCCCGGCCGUCGACGCUCAGGGCAACACCAACGCGGGCCUCAACCCCUCAGGCACCUCGACCGGCGACUGCGACAGCAGCCCGGGUCAAAUCUACGUGCGCGGCGGCACGCCCGCCAACGCCAACGCCACCUCGUCCUCCUCCACCACCCCCUCCUACGCCAUCAUGUACUCAUGGUACAUGCCCAAAGACUCGCCCUCCACCGGCCUCGGCCACCGCCACGACUGGGAAGGCGUCGUCGUCUGGCUCGGCGGCGACCCCUCAUCCCCCGCCACCGCCCAGCUCCUCGGCGUCGCCGCCUCCGGCCACGGCGGGUACGAGACGCGGACGGACGCGCCGGUGGAUGAGGAUGGAACUAGGACGCGGCCGCUGAUCCGGUACUACAACGUGUUCCCCGUCAACCACCAGACGGGCUUCACGAGCGAGGUGGGCGGCGAGCAGCCCAUGGUCGCGUGGGAGAGCCUGCCGGACGCGGCGAGGCGGGCGCUGCAGGAGGCGGAUUUCGGGAGCGGGAACGUGCCGUUCAAGGACGGGAACUUUGAGGAGAAUUUGGCGAAGGCGGCGUUGUCGUGA
Molecule: messenger RNA, 783 nt
Organism: Diplodia corticola
Lineage: Eukaryota; Fungi; Ascomycota; Dothideomycetes; Botryosphaeriales; Botryosphaeriaceae
Product: npp1 domain protein
Exons: 2
Coding region: 1-783 (260 amino acids)
Source: RefSeq, a predicted model, not a curated record